AUGAAGUUUUGCGGAGAUUUUAUGAAGACCGAAAGAAUGAAGAUGAACCGCUUUUAUGGUAUACUGAAGGCAGAAUUUAGGGAGUUCAUCACUCCCUCAAAAAGUGAAACCCUUGACGAGCUUAUCAAUUUGGCACGGGAUAGAAAAAUUGAGAUUAAAAGACUGGAGGAACGUGGUGAAAAGAGGUCGACAGAAAAGGGGAUAAAUGCAAGUCCAUCUAAAAAGGCGAGGUUCCAAGAUCAGGGAAGGAAAGAUAAGUCGAAGGGUGGUAUUACUCCUUGCAAGACAUGUGGGAAACUUCAUACUGGGGAAUGCCUUUUGGGUAAGAAGGGGUGCUAUAAAUGCGGUGAAGAAGGGCAUACAUCCUACAAGUGCCCUAACAACCCGAAGACUUGCUUCAACUGUUUCCAGAAGGGGCAUAUUAAGUCGAAGUGUCCUAAACUCCAGCAAGGAUCGAAGAAGGAGGGAAAGAAUGAGGAAAGCUCUAAGGCGAAAGGGAGGAUGUUUCAAAUCACAUCCGAAGAAGCCAAGUCCCAUCCGAACGUGGUUUCAGAGGUAGAAAUAACCGAUAGUAAGAACUAUGUGUUACACGAGAUUUGUAGAAAUUGUAAGUUCACUAUAGAAGAUGAAGAAUUCGAUAUCGACCUCAUACCUAUGGUUUUGGGGGAAUUCGAAAUGAUAGUAGGUAUGGAUUGGAUGGCACGACACCGCGUGGAGAUUAAUUGUGAAAAUAAGGUAAUGCUUGUCCAAUCUCUAAGUGGAAGGCAACCGAGUAUUCAAGGGGAGAGAAAUGUGGAAACAAAAUUGUGUACCCUUGUUCAAGCCAUUAUAUACGUACUUAAUGGGAGUAGAGCAUACCUAGCUUAUGCAGUAGACGCUCGACAAAGCCUCCCGAAGCUUGAAGAUGUUGAGAUCGUGAACAAAUUUCCGGAUGUAUUUCCGGAGGAAUUGCCGGGACUUCCUCCCAAACGAGAAAUAGAGUUUCGCAUCGAAUUGAGUCUGGGUGCGAAACCGGUAGCGAAGGCUCCCUAUAGAUUGGCUCCCACCGAGAUGCGGGAGUUAAUGACACAAUUACAGGAUCUACUAGAUAAGGGCUUUAUACGCCCGAGUGUGUCACCAUGGGGAGCACCGGUCCUAUUUGUAAAAAAAGAAGGAUGGAUCGAUGCGCAUGUGUAUCGACUAUGGGGAAAUGAACAAAAUAACCAUAAAGAACCGUUACCCCUUACCCAGAAUUGA
Molecule: messenger RNA, 1236 nt
Organism: Helianthus annuus (common sunflower)
Lineage: Eukaryota; Viridiplantae; Streptophyta; Magnoliopsida; Asterales; Asteraceae
Exons: 2
Coding region: 1-1236 (411 amino acids)
Molecular function (GO): nucleic acid binding; zinc ion binding
Source: RefSeq, a predicted model, not a curated record